Molecule: messenger RNA, 4880 nt
Organism: Cyprinodon tularosa
Lineage: Eukaryota; Metazoa; Chordata; Actinopteri; Cyprinodontiformes; Cyprinodontidae
Product: melanoma receptor tyrosine-protein kinase-like
Exons: 26
Coding region: 108-3695 (1195 amino acids)
Biological process (GO): positive regulation of epithelial cell proliferation; multicellular organism development; positive regulation of kinase activity
Cellular component (GO): basal plasma membrane; signaling receptor complex
Molecular function (GO): epidermal growth factor receptor activity; epidermal growth factor binding; ATP binding
Source: RefSeq, a predicted model, not a curated record
UGCGCUCAGACCUGUCAUUCAGCUUCAGCUGCUCUGGAUGUGAGCGGCUCAUGCAGCAACACAAACUCUGACCUGCAGGACUUUAGUUUGCAGCUCUGACCGCAGACAUGAGGUUUCUGAGCGGAGGAGCCGCGCUGCUGCUGCUGCUGCUCAUCGGCCGCUGCUGCUGCACAGACCCCGGCAGGAGAGUUUGCCAAGGGAUGAGCAACCAGCUGACUCUGCUGGGCACCCGUGAGUAUCACUAUAGCAACAUGAAGAGGAUGUAUUCCAACUGCAGCGUCGUACUGGAGAACCUAGAGAUCACCUACACCCAGGAGAACGAGGACCUGUCCUUCCUCCAGUCCAUCCAGGAAGUUAGCGGCUAUGUCCUGAUCGCUAUGAACGAAGUUGCAACCAUCCCGCUGGUCAAUCUACGCCUGAUCAGAGGACAGAAGCUCUACGACAGCCAGUACGCGCUGCUGGUCCUGUCCAACUACAACAAGAUCCAAUUAUCUCCGACGGUCAACUACACCAGCGGGCUGAGACAGCUACAGCUCAGCAACCUGACUGAGAUUCUGUCAGGAGGAGUGAAGAUCACCUUCAACCCUCUGCUGUGCAACAUGGAAUCCAUCAACUGGUGGGAUAUAGUGGACAAAAACAGCAAUGCCAGCAUGAAUAUAAACCUGAGCCCUUCUGGAAAUCACUGUGAGAAGUGUGACCCCAGCUGUUUUGACAGCUCAUGUUGGGCACCUGGAGCGGGUCACUGCCAGAAAUGUAAAGUCUUCCCUUUUUUAGUGUUCAGCCAAACGUUCUGUCUGUUUAUACUGGGUGAGAUAUCAACCUGUCUGUGUUUCUCAGUCACCAAGCUGCGUUGUGCUGAUCAGUGCAGCAGGAGGUGUCGCGGGCCCAAACCCAUCGACUGCUGUAACGAGCACUGUGCCGCCGGCUGCACCGGACCCAAAGCCACAGACUGCCUGGCUUGCAGAAAGUUCAACGACGACGGAACCUGUAAGGACAGUUGUCCUCUUCCCGAAAUCUAUGACCAUGUGACCCAUCAGAUGGUGGACAAUCCCAACCCUAAGUACACCUUCGGAGCUGCCUGUGUCAAGGCCUGCCCUCAUAACUAUGUGGUGACAAAAGGCUCAUGUGUUCGCUCCUGCGGUCCACAAAUGUAUGAGGUAAAAGAGAAGGGGAUCCACCGCUGCAAGCAAUGUGAUGGAAUCUGUCCUAAAGUGUGUGACGGAAUCAAUAUCGGAUCAUUGACCAACACCAUCGCCAUCAACUCCACCAACAUUGACUACUUCACGAACUGCACAAAGAUCAAUGGGGACAUCAUCCUCAACCCAUCCUCCUUCAAUGGGGAUCCCCACUACAACAUCGGGCCCAUGGAUCCUGAAAAGCUUUGGAACUUCAGGACAGUAAAGGAGAUCACUGGCCACCUGAUGAUCACUUACUGGCCUGAAAAUAUGACGUCUCUGUCGGUGUUUGAGAACCUGGAGAUCAUCAAAGGAAGAACUACAGCUCAGAAUAGGUACAGUUUUGUGCUGGUUAAUGUGAAACAUAUGAAGUCGCUCGGCCUGCGUUCCCUAAAGGAGGUGAGCGCUGGAAAAGUGAUGCUGAAGGGUAGCCCGGAGCUCUGCUACAUUCACACCGUCAACUGGUCUCGCCUCUUCAGAUCUGAAGAGCAGGAGUUAAUCGAUGACACCAAGUGCAAUCAAGAGAAUCAAACCUGUGACCAUGAGUGCUCAGAGGACGGCUGCUGGGGCCAGGGCCCCACCAUGUGUGUCUCCUGUCUGCAUGUGAGCAGAGGGGGGCGCUGUGUUGAGCACUGCAACCUGCUUCAUGGUGAACCCAGAGAGGCCCAGGUUGAUGGCAGGUGCGUUCAGUGUCACCAGGAGUGUCUGAUGCAGACUGGCAGCCCAACCUGCCACGGUCCGGGUGCAGGUAAAUGUAGCAAGUGUGCACAUUUUAAAGAUGGCAGCCGGUGUGUCUCUCGCUGCCCAAAUGGUGUACCUGGAGAGGGUGACACUCUUAUCUGGAAAUAUGCAGAUGAGAUUGGCCAAUGCCAGCUCUGCCACCCGAACUGCACACAGGGGUGUUCUGGUCCUGGACUGUCUCGAUGUGAAGGCAAUACUGGAAACUCAUUGGUGGCGGUGGGUGUGGUCGUUGGACUCCUGCUCACUGUAAUUACAUCACUGGUCAUCUUGGUGUUGCUACGGCGACAACAAAUCCGAAAGAAAAGGACUGUGCGCCGACUGCUCCAGGAGAAAGAGCUGGUGGAGCCGUUGACUCCGAGUGGCCAGGCUCCAAACCAGGCGCACCUGAGGAUCCUGAAGGAGACUGAGCUCAAGAAGGACAGGAUCCUCGGCUCUGGGGCUUUUGGUACCGUCUACAAGGGCUUAUGGAUCCCGGAUGAAGAAAAUGUUCGCAUUCCAGUUGCCAUCAAAGUUCUUCAUGAGGCAACAUCACCCAAAGCCAAUAAAGAAGUUCUGGACGAGGCGUAUGUGAUGGCCAGUGUGGACCACCCUCACGUCUGCCGCCUGCUGGGCAUCUGCCUGACGUCGGCCGUCCAGCUGGUCACUCAGCUGAUGCCGUACGGCUGCCUGCUGGACUACGUCCGACAACACAGGGAGCGAAUCUGCGGCCAGUGGCUGCUGAACUGGUGUGUUCAGAUCGCCAAGGGGAUGAACUACCUGGAAGAGCGCCACCUGGUGCAUAGAGACCUGGCAGCCAGGAACGUCCUGCUGAAAAACCCCAACCGUGUCAAGAUCACAGACUUUGGACUCGCCAAGCUGCUGACAGCUGAUGAGAAGGAAUACCACGCUGAGGGAGGAAAGGUUCCCAUUAAGUGGAUGGCUCUAGAGUCGAUCCUCCAGAGGACCUAUACCCAUCAGAGCGACGUGUGGAGCUACGGUGUGACGGUUUGGGAAUUAAUGACCUUCGGCUCCAAACCAUACGACGGCAUCCCGGCCAAUGAGAUCGCCUCAGUGCUGGAGAGAGGAGAACGGCUGCCUCAGCCCCCCAUCUGCACCAUUGAUGUCUACAUGAUCAUGGUGAAAUGCUGGAUGAUCAACCCCUCCAGCCGUCCCAGGUUCAGGGAGCUGAUGAGGGAUUUCUCCCAGAUGGCGCGGGACCCGUCCAGAUACCUGGUCAUACAGGGGAACCUGCCGAGUCCAUCAGACAGGAGGCUUUAUUCCCGCCUGCUGAGUUCAGAUGAAGACGUGGUCGAUGCAGAGGAAUACCUGCUGCCCUACAAGCAGCUGGCCAUCAGAAACGGGCAGCCCUGCGUCACAACGAACGGGUAUCCAGAUAGAGAGAACACCAUCGCCAUGCGAUACAUCACUGAUCCAACUCAGAACCCUCUGGAUAAAGACCUCAUCGAUCAUGAGUACAUGAACCAGAUUUGGAGUGAAACCAGGCGGAGCAGCAGGCUGUCAGACGUUUGCAAUCCAAACUAUGAGGACCUGAACCAUUGCUGGGGUCCCACAGGCCCGUCCGUCCUGAUGGCAGAGACCACCUUCUCAGAACCCGAGUACCUGAACACCGCCCAAAACUCACUCCCCCUGGUAUCCAAUGACAGCCUGGAUAAUUCUGAUUACCAGGCCUGCUUCCCGCCGCAGACUGGAGCUUUAACUGGGAAUGGUCUGUUCCUCCCAACAGCAGAGAACCUGGAGUACCUGGGACUGGGAGGCGUAGCGGACACUCCUGUCCGCUAGGAGGCAGCAGCGUUCACACAUUCAGACUGGAGCUAUUUGAUGCAAACUUUGGUUCACCUUUAGUCUGACUGAUUUAACAUCUGAUGGGAUUAAUUUACAGAAGUGGAACAGAACAAGAUCGCUGACUGAGAUUCUUUGGUCAAACCUGCUGUGUUUGUUUCCUCUAGGAGCCCAUAUUUCUCCUACUAAAACCUAACUGGAUGAACUCUUUGAAAAGUGCCGCCAAAAUGAUCCAGAAAACUUUAAAAAGGGAGCUAAUUAAAAUAGAAAUGGAAAUGCUCCAGGACAAAGCCAACCUCAGAAACUUAAUGGGACAGAUCUGAAUCUCGUCUGCACUGAUGAUGUUUUAAACCUCCUGCCCCUGAAGGCUUCUGUUUUUAACGUCUGCAUCAAUGAAAUGAAAAUGUUUUUGUACAAUAAGCUUUUAAUAUGAGCCAUGGUGAUGUUUUAAAUCUUAAAUCUACUUUGUAAAUCAUAGGAAGGUUUAAAAUUAGGACUUGACUACUCCUCUUUCACUGUUAGUAACACAUUAUUCCCCCUUUUAGAAGUAAAAAAUCCGCAUCUGUGCAAUUUGUGUGAUUCCUAAGAAAACUAAAACUUCUGAACUUAAAACACUUUAUGACAAGUGCAGCAGCAGCAGCAGGUAGCAAUGAUGUUAAGGAAAACUCCAAGAUGGCUUUAUAAUAUGUUGUCAAAGCUGUACUACAUAUGCCAGGCCUUUUGGUGGCGCUGUGACUCAAAAACACAUUUGACAGCACAUGCAAGGUUCAGAAGGAGUGAAGCUAUGAUGCCUUUAUGUAGAAAAACAUUUUCGCUCUGAAAGACAAUUUCAAAAACAAUCGUUUUAGGCUGUCCCCAAACACUGGAUCCAUUUUUAUUGUUAUUAAACCUUUAUUUAAACAGACAUCGUCACUGAGACCAACCAUCCUUUUUCAAUUAAGAAAAAUUUACUAAAAUAAAAAAACAAUCCAGCUACAAAACAUUACAUAUAAAUCAUUGUAUGUAAAUCGCAUUCGCAAAGAUUAUUUGAAAAAACAAGAACUGUUUGUAAAAGAUGACCUCAGACAGGAUGAAAAGCACAAACAAUUUAAAGAGGUAAACUCUGAGACCAUAGCUUUAAAAUCUUUUAGGGAGAUCAACCUUUUGGGCGCCAUGUUGUAGGAGCUUGGAUGCACAGUUUAAAUU